This is a messenger RNA of Stereum hirsutum FP-91666 SS1, 3162 nucleotides long. RefSeq lists its product as uncharacterized. The record is from RefSeq and is a predicted model, not a curated record. The transcript has 4 exons. Bases 1 to 3162 code for a protein of 1053 amino acids. NCBI's taxonomy places the organism in Eukaryota, Fungi, Basidiomycota, Agaricomycetes, Russulales, Stereaceae.
AUGAACACGAUGCCGAAGAAUAACGAGUGCAGCCCAGAAAACCUCGAGAAACAAGCCAAAAUAAAGCGCUCCUGUGACGCAGCCCUGCAGCUCCGAGCAGGCCCCGCUGGCCACGCCAUCCAAACCACCCCUUCCCUCCUUGUCGCUAUGCCAGACAUAGUCCAAAAGCCGUCCCAGCCGUGGCUCCUGCUGGAAGAAAACCAGAUGCUGCUCGCGACGCUGGCCACGCUGACCCUCGCCACCGGCUCCGCCCUCAUCUGGCGACGGGCCCUGCCUACUGCUUCUGAAUCUCAGGGCGACUCAACGAACGGCGAUAAGGCGAAACCUUCGCUCAUACAGUCCGCCCUCGCGUCAUUGCACCUCGAUAGUCUUGCCUCUGGAGCGGCCCUGGUCGAGAACGAAGGCGGAGGCAGCGGAGGCGGAGGAGGCAGCGGAGAGAGCGCAGAUGGUCACGACGCGCUGGACCGUGACGGUCGUGCGCAUUCGAGGAACAACGCACGGCCGAAGGAGAGGAGAAGGCGGGGAAAGGAUCCGUUGAAGGAUCUGUCCAAGAACGGGAAGAAGCUGAAGGACAUCCUCAGACAGAGCCAGCCCAAACGGCCGACGACCGCCUCGUCCGACGACGCCACCACCGCGACAGAACACAACUCGCCACCGCAACCCGCCCCUGUCCUCCUCUCCCGCGACCUUAGCUCCUCGUCCACGACCCGCACUCGGUCAGCAGCAGCGGCAGCGUUGGAGGAGGAGCAGGAGGCCACGCCGAGGCCGUCGCCUCCUUCCGUUGCGUCGGGUUCGAGGCCUUCUCACGAGCUUUCCUUCCCACCCGCACCAGUACCCGCACCGCCAUCCCCUCCCGCCUCACACGCAUCCGACUCCCUUCUCUCCCUCCCAGAGUCAACAACGGAGCACCCGCCCAAUCGCAGCUCCACCAUAUCCAUACCCUCAUCCUUCAACGCGCCCUCCACUUCCACUUCCACUUCCACCUCCGAGUCCUCUUCCCACCUCGCUCCCCCUACUUGGUCCUCCUCCACCUCCUCCUGGGUCGAAAUAUCCUCCCCCUCUGCCGGCUCUUCAUCUUCAUCCAAACAACGGCCGAAACAAAGAUCCCGUUCUCGCAAUCCGAACAGUUCGUGGGACUGGGACGGUCAAUCGCCUUUCUACCGUGAUCCUCCCCCUCGGUUCAGAACCGCCGCCGCCGCCUCCUCUGCUGCCGGUGCAAAUGGAAAUGGAAAUGGAAACUCUCCGCAUCUCGCGCCGUUGACGCCCCAGUCCAUCCCCUCCUCGCUCCCCAUCUCACCCGCAGAAUCACCGAGCAAGUCUUCCUUCCCAUCUAGUAGUAGUACCUCCACAUCCCUAUCCAUACCCUCCUCCCGACACGCAGCGCCCUCGCCCUCGCCUGGUCCCGGACCCUCACGUCAAUCUACUAUCCGACGUACACCUACACCGCGUUCUACCCAAACUCCUCCUCCGCAGUCUUCUUCUUCUUCCAAUCAGACCCCGAACCCGCUCUCCUCGUCUUCCAGUCAGACCCUAAACCCACUAUCGACACAGACCCAGAUCGCGUCGUUGAAGGGCGCACUAGAAGCCGCGAAGAUGAGGGAGGAGAAGUAUAGAGGUGAGGUGGAGAGGUUGGGGAAGGAACAGGAGGCGAUGAGGUGGAAGGUUCAGGAGGAGGCGGCGGGGUGGAGGAGGAGGGAGGUUGAGAUGUUAGAUGGGCGAUGCUGUGGCGGGGGUGUCGCCCGCGGUGCACAGGGUCGGACAGUUGUCUGGAAUCCGGCCGUACAGAAAGAUGCGCACGACGUUCUAGCAAAGAGAACUUUUCUGAUUUUUUCUUUGCGCAUUCUGUUGGCUGGAGUUCUGUGCGGCUGGAUUUUCAUCCUACUACAUAACUACAUCCAAUACCUAGGCCACACACUCCAACUAUACGCAUCCAGCGUAGCCCCUAUCCCCGUCCCCGUCCCUGCACCGAACUCAUUCCCCGGUCCCGGUCCUGGAGCAUUCUCGCCGCUAUCACCGCUUUCGCCAGGUAGCACUCAACCAUUCUCACCUAAUGGUAGUCAACCUCAACCGCCACCGAGCUCGUCAUCGCCUUUUGGCUCGCCCAUGCCACUUCAACAGCCGUAUUCGAUGCAUAAUUUCGUGGCGCCACAACAUCAACAGCAGAUGAUGAUGAUGAAUCCGAUGGGCAUGUUUUUUGGGACUGGGAUGGGUGGGGGUGUUGGCGGAAGUCCGAACGUGAACGGGAAUGGGGGUGUCAAUGGGAAUGGGAAUGGAACCGGAAGUUUGAACGGAAACGGGAAUGGAAACGGAAAUGGGAAUGGGAAUGGAAACGGCAACGCAGCGACGUCCUCAGCCCCAUCGUCCGUCGGGUCUGGGUCCGGAAGUCCGGUGCAGUUUGAUGACGGACAGAGAGGUCGGAGGAGGGAGAGGUCGGUGUACGAGGGCGCGAACGGGAACGGGGUGUUAUCCCACCACGGACAUAGCGAGCGAGAGGAUGGAGAGGAUGUGAAUACGGAUAUCGAGGACGGACCGCACGGAGAACUACCAGCACAACGCGAACACGAACAACGCGAACAAUCAGGGGGAGAAGAAGAAGAAGAAGAAGAAGAACAAAGCGACGCGUACGAUUUCAUCGCAGGAGCCAUCUUGAAACGUCCAGAGAGUCUAAGUUUGAGGCUCAAGAAACGGGGCGCCGGGAAUGGGAAUGGGGGGAGUCAGAGCGCGAGUCGGCGGGGAGGGGCAGGGGCAGGGGCGGAGAUGUUGAAGGCGAGGUUCGAAAGACCGGUGGAGAUGGAGGAGUGUCGGUUUCCGUCGAUUGAGGAUUGGGGGAAUGCGUUGGGUGUGCCGAGGAGGAGGGUGGAGGUUGAGGAGGAGGUGUGGAAUGGGGAGGGGGAGGGGGAGGGGGAUGUCGCUGUGGGUGAGGAGAAUCAGGAUGGAGAGUGGCAGGGGGGAGAGGAGAGGGAGGGAGAGUUGUUGUAUGACUCGGCGGCGAUCAUGCGGUCUCCUGGGUUUAAAGAGGACAACCAUGGCUAUUCGAAUACGCUCGAGAUCCCGCCGUCGUUGGAUACGGAGACGCACAUGAACGGUGGAGAUGGCGAUUCGGAUCCACGGACGGCGACACAGACGGCUCAUGAUGUCGAUUUUCAUGAUCCACAAUCGUGA